Nomascus leucogenys (northern white-cheeked gibbon) is the source of this 3761-nucleotide messenger RNA. RefSeq lists its product as uncharacterized. Bases 412 to 1491 code for a protein of 359 amino acids. The transcript is spliced from 4 exons. NCBI's taxonomy places the organism in Eukaryota, Metazoa, Chordata, Mammalia, Primates, Hylobatidae. The record is from RefSeq and is a predicted model, not a curated record.
UCUCCUGCAUGAACCUGGAAUUCUCACUGCUUUGGGCAGGUGAGCAGUUGGCUUUUUGUCCAGUCUCUCCCCUUGUUGGGAGGCUGAGGCCCAGAACACAGUGCCCUCCCUCUCUUUGCCUGGCUGCAGAGGUUCCUCCUUCAGAAAAGGGUCCCAGUGUGCUGUGGGAGGCAGGGUGAGGCGGCUGUCCGGCCUCAGGCGGGGAAGGAGAAGCACGUGGAAGGAAGGGCAGCAGGAAGCCUGAGCCUGACUGCCAUGAAUGGCCAGCCCCACUCUUGGGCCUCAGUUUCCUCAUCUGUCUGGACUAGGUGACUUGUCUGUGUGGGCAGUGGAUGGGAACUCUUCCUCUUGGCUUCAUGGCACUCACUUCUGGCCCACAAAAACUGAGAGGCCUUGCCCGCUCUACUCUCCAUGCCCCUCAACACAUGCCUUGAACAGGCUGCUCCAGGCCUGGCAGAACACCCUCCCUUUCCAGGCCUGCAGAGGACGGCCCUGCCACUGCCCUUUUCCUCCCCACAGGCCAGGCCACCACCAAGCCAGAUCUUCUGGUGCCAGUGGAGAAAGGAGAGAGGCAGGCAGCUGCAGCCUGCCCAGUGUGGAGAGGGGCCAGAGCCCGGGCACUGGCUUCACUCUCCUUGGGUGAAGGGACUGAGUCUUGCUGUGAUAUCCCUCUCCUCCAGCACCUUACACGGUACCUGGCAUACACAGGCCAGCUGGAAACGCCCCCAGGAGUUCCGUCCUGGAUCAAGCAAGAGGAAUGGGCAAGUGGGAGGAGCCAGCAGGGCCCACAGGAGACCACUGUGGCACACCUGUGCUCAGAGACCUGUCUGGGCCGCAAAGAGAAGAGGAGUCUGGAGGGAGGGUCUGAGGGCCACUAGCCAGUCUGGGCCGCUGGAGGGGGGCCUGGCAAGGAGGGCUCUUGGGGAAGCACCUGUGGGGGUCUGCUUCCUGACCCCAGGGAGCGAGAGGUGGCCUCCCUCCCUCCAGGCCCCCCGAGCCAGGCUGAGCCAGCUGUUAGGGGCACAGAGCAGUGCCCACCUUGCGCCCAGUGUGGCCAGAGCCUCGGCCGGAAGGAGCUCAGUGCGCCGCACCAGUGCGCAUAUCAUGGCCCCUGGCUUUUCGCUGGUGCUCAGUGUCCCAGGAGCGUCGCGCAGCGGGCCACCCCCGCCAGCCACCAUCGGGCACACGUGGCCGAGCGCACCUACACCUGCGCCCAAUGCGGCAAGACCGUCGUCCACCGGUCGACGCUCACACCCACUACUGCGCGCACAUCGGGGAGAAGCCCUACGAGUGCGCCAAGUGCUUCGGCCGCCUGUCCACGCUGCUGGAGCACCGGCACGCACACAGGUGAGCGGCCCUUCCAGUGCGCGCAAUGUGGCUGCUGCUUCAGCCGCCUGUCCACGCUGCUGGAGCACCGGCACACACACAUCAGCGAGAAGCCCUUCCAGUGUGCGCAGUGCGACGAGCGUUUCACGCGUCUGGCCAACCUGACCGUGCACCAGAGGGUGCACUCGGUCGAGUGCGCCUUCCAGUGCGCCCAGUGCGGCGGGAGAUUCACACAGAAGCCCGGCUUCCUGCGUCAUCUGUAUGGCCACUCGCAGGAGAAGCACUAUCCUUGCAGCCCUUGUGGCGAGAGCUUCACCCGUCCCUCCUGGCUCGUGCGUCACCAGGACAGCCAUGCUGGCCAGCCCUCUCCAUCUUGCCCGGUUUUUGAGAGGGACUCCCUGACCGAUGAGCUGCCCACGGGCCUCAAGGGUGCAGUGUGGGGGAGCCUCCCUAGUGAUCCUUCUGCCUCACUCUGAUUUGAGGACACCGGUACAGAGCUGGGCCUCAGGAGGUGCCCUGGGGACAGGCAGCGGAGCAGUGGUGAUCAGGAAGGUCUUGGGUGGGGGUCCCUUGCCCAGUUCUCUUUCUCGUGUGAAGAUGGAGAAUGUGGGUAGCACCCAGAGAGCUCCCUAAAGGGGCUCUGAGGGCGCAGGGGCAGUUGGUGCCCCUUAAAUCCAGGCAGCGUCUCCUGGGGGGCACUUCUUGGCCAGGUCAAAGUAUUCUGGCCAUGGUCUUGGCUUCCCGGGGGAGGGCUGUUCUCCCAGGCACUGCGAUUGCCCACGGGGCUUCUCGUUGCAGGGAGGCGGCUGGGAUAGAGGCCAGUCCCAAACACCUGAGCCUGACUGAGGGGAAGGCCUGGGCUUGGAGGUGGGGUGCGCAGGAGUGGUGGGCUUUGCCUUGUUCUCUUAGGGGAGUGAUUUUCAGAGACAAAGGUCCCAGUUAGGAGAUGUAAUUACUCAGUGCUUUGAAGGGACAUCCAAGGUGCUCACCCUUAGCCAUAGCCGUUGGUUUCCUGGAUGCUGACUGUGAAGAUUAGUCUAAAGUGCUUCCUAGGGUGAGCAGUGGUGGCAGGAGGCCUUGGACGGAGUCCAGGCCCGACCCAGCCUCCUGUUUAAUAAGCUGAGCCCAAGCGUCCCUCAGAUGCGAAUCCAAUAGCCUUGGUGAGUUGUAAGAUUUCAUGGAAACUUUCUCUGACUUCUGCCUCCCCCUUGCUUCCCAUUACCUGGGAAAGGCAGCUUUGUGGGCCAUGUGUCCCAGAAGGGCCUGGGCUGGCUGUGGCCAAGUGCUCAGGACCAGCCAUCUUGGCCCUCACAGGGCACUGUCCAGUUGGUGUAAUAUUUGCCUUCAAGCCAUUGUUGGAGCAGGCAGGCAAAGGGGGCUUUCUGAGGAUCCAACCUGUGCCAGCCACUGGGAUACAAAGAAGACUGAGGCCUGGUUCCUAGCUGUGGGGCUGGGAGGGGUAUCUGACAUCAAUGGUGAAACCUGGCAGAGGACACGCAGACAACGGCAGGCAACAUGGGCUGCAGUAAAUGUUGCGGAAGCACCUACAGGUUGAGCAGAAGGGAGAUAGGAAACCUGGACGUGGCCUGCCAGCAGCUGAGAAGCCCCCUUGAGAUCCUGGCGGCCCCGCCACCAUCUGAAGAUUUAGGCCAAUCCCUUGGGCUUUCCAGGCAGGCACUUAUGGUGGCCGGCCAGUUUGGGACCCUCCCAUUUUGAUACAUUAGUUCCCCCUCAGCUACUGGAGAUCUCAGCCACAACUGGGCUCCAGCUGCGACCCAGACUCGGCCAGGAUCCCCUAGAUCCUCAGCUGUCAGAUAAUCCCCUGUCCCCCUCCUCCUCCCCACUCAACCCCCAGUGCUUGACAUGAAUGCAUGUGUGCUUCCUAGGACUAGAGGCUGGCGCUGUCUUUACCAUUGCCCUCGCUUUAGGGGGCACACGAGCAGAUGGUAGUGAGCCCUGGAGAGCAGCACUCGGGCGAGUGAGGUGGCUCUGGCACUGCCGCUGGACUUUCACGUUUGUAGCUUGAGUUGGUUUUAAUUGGAAGCUCUGUGAUUUACAUAAUCACUUACAACCUCUGUAAAUAAGGAACUGUUUAUGAGGAAUUGUAAAUUUCCUCUCUCCCCCUUCUUACCCUGUCUGUGAUCUUGUUUGUGAUGCAGUAAUGAUAUUCCACUCUAGGUUCCCAUGAUCAGUGGUGAAAUGUAGUGAUUUUUACCUGUGCUUCUAUUCUGACGUUCUGAAAAGAAGUACUGGAUGGACUGAAGUCCGGGACAACGUCCCAAAGAAAAGCAGAGUCCAGGUGGGCUGGGAGGACCAAGCCCUGGAUGGGCACUGGAGGGCAGAGGCCUCAGAGUCCAGCACUGUGCCCUGCACAUGGAAAGCCCCUAUGUUUGUGGAAUGAAAGAAUAAUAAAAAUGUUUUCAUAAGUGAUGCCA